Molecule: messenger RNA, 668 nt
Organism: Nelumbo nucifera (sacred lotus)
Lineage: Eukaryota; Viridiplantae; Streptophyta; Magnoliopsida; Proteales; Nelumbonaceae
Product: transcription termination factor
Biological process (GO): regulation of mitotic cell cycle spindle assembly checkpoint
Cellular component (GO): anaphase-promoting complex
Source: RefSeq, a predicted model, not a curated record
GCAAACACAUAUAAUCAGCAUGUAACAGAAACGGCCAAGCAUUUUUCGGGGGAGGGGUUGGGAGUAGCCGAGUGGGACUGCCCGACUGGGGAAGCCAGCAGAGAAACGAGAAGGUGAGUGAGAGAAGAGAUGUUACAGUUUCCGGCGUUCAUGACACAAUACCCGGUGGCUACAAGCAUGAUCCCAUCCUCCGUUCUUCUGCCAUCACAAUGGCCCCAUCCGCAAAGCGACGAAAUCCUCUUAGCGAUGGAGGAGUCUGAUCUCGAAGACAAGUACAACGAAAUAAAAAAGGCAAAUAAUAACCUUGUUGUGAUUGGGAAAAUAACUGUUGACAAUGACAAAGAAGACUUGGAUAAUGAUGCGGAUGAUGAUGAUGCUGAUAAUGCAGAGGAGUCAGAAGGUGAUGACUUUGAGCAGGAAACUGGUUAAGUGAAGUAGUAACAUGGGUUGAUCACCAUGCAACAUCUGAAGUUAAUUCUUGUAUUUGAGUUACUGAUUUUCAUUAUGCAUAGGAAUUUCUGUUAAAUAUUUGCCUUCUUCUUCUUUGCCAAGGCGAUAUGUGAGGUUUGAAGUUUGAAGAACUGUAUUAUAAUAUCCAUUUGUGUUAAACUUCUAUUGCACCAUGGGGAACCUUUACAUGAGUAAAUAUCAGCAGAAAUUUCACCAUA